AUGGAUUGCAAUGCUAAAUCUUGUGCAACAUGCACUCACACUUGUUGGUUGGUUCAUAGGAGGAAGAGCUCAUCACCUGUCGUUGCGUCUUUUUUCAAAGUCAUGCUUGGCGAUGACUUUUCUGAAGUCUUGUUCUUGCCUCCCAAGUUUGCUAGUGAGAUGUCGGGAUUGGUUGGAGAAAGUGCCUCCCUUGAAGAUGCAAAUGGGAAGCAAUGGGAAGUAACGGUUUCGAAUGUUAAUGGCUUCCUUGCUUUUCAUCAAGGAUGGAGUAACUUCGCAUCGAGCCAUGAUCUGGAACUUGGAGAUUUCGUCGUGUUUUUUCAGCUAAAGCAAUCACUUUUUGUAGUUAAGAUUUAUGAUAGAACGGCAUGUGAAAGAGUGAGCUUUGGUAGGAAAUGCUUUAAGAGGAGAAAGAUUAAGGACGACAAUAGUUCCACUGGGAAAGAUGGUCCACCACGUACCUCUACUGCGUCCUGUUCUGAUGUCGAAGUGUGCUGUAUGCUCAAUAGAAACUUGGGAGAACAACAAGAAGAGGAUCGGAUAUGUAACUUUGACUUGUCUCUUUUCGAAACGUGGAGCUACUCUGGCAGGGAGGGAAGCAACAAAGCCGAUGCAACGAGCGUGAUAUCUCCACAUCAAGUAGUUCAAUCGAUAGCAAGGGGAGCGUUG
Molecule: messenger RNA, 669 nt
Organism: Morus notabilis
Lineage: Eukaryota; Viridiplantae; Streptophyta; Magnoliopsida; Rosales; Moraceae
Product: B3 domain-containing protein Os01g0905400
Exons: 2
Molecular function (GO): DNA binding
Source: RefSeq, a predicted model, not a curated record